AUGAUUGUUCCAGUAAGAUGUUUCUCUUGUGGUAAGGUUGUUGGUGAUAAGUGGGAGAGUUAUUUGAAUAUGUUACAAGAAGAUGAAUUGGAUGAAGGUACUGCUUUAUCUAGAUUGGGUUUGACAAGAUACUGUUGUAGAAGAAUGAUUUUAACACAUGUUGAUUUAAUUGAAAAGUUUUUGAGAUACAACCCAUUGGAAAAGAGAGAUUAG
This is a messenger RNA of Vanderwaltozyma polyspora DSM 70294, 213 nucleotides long. It is a transcript of the gene RPB10, whose product is annotated as DNA-directed RNA polymerase core subunit RPB10. Bases 1 to 213 code for a protein of 70 amino acids. The record is from RefSeq and is a predicted model, not a curated record. NCBI's taxonomy places the organism in Eukaryota, Fungi, Ascomycota, Saccharomycetes, Saccharomycetales, Saccharomycetaceae. The transcript has a single exon. Gene Ontology annotation, biological process: tRNA transcription by RNA polymerase III; transcription by RNA polymerase I; transcription by RNA polymerase II. Gene Ontology annotation, cellular component: RNA polymerase III complex; RNA polymerase II, core complex; RNA polymerase I complex. Gene Ontology annotation, molecular function: zinc ion binding; DNA-directed RNA polymerase activity; DNA binding.